Messenger RNA from Danio rerio (zebrafish), 2546 nucleotides. The record is from RefSeq and is a predicted model, not a curated record. Lineage: Eukaryota; Metazoa; Chordata; Actinopteri; Cypriniformes; Danionidae.
AAGCACUGCCGUGACAUCACGGAGAAACUCAACUGGCGUUCAAAAAUCAAAACAUCCCGAAACGUCCUCGUCGUUUUCAUAUUAAUAUUCAUCAUUAUCAUCGAGUGACUGCAGUCAUUAAACAGCUUGUUUUCGCCGUCAGACCUUUUCUGCAUUGGUGUGGAAUUACGCACAAAAAUGUGAGCAGGUUCACUUUCUGUUUGCAUUAUUGUGUCAAGAUGGCUGAUGAUUUGGUCUCCUGCACGGCUGGAGGGGCCGUUCGCUCCGCUCAGCCUUGUGCCAAGCAGAAAUAUCGCAGCACCGCCCACUCACAGGGGCUGUUAGAUGGGCUGCUUAUGCUGCGACAAGGUGGUAUUCUGUUUGACGUGGUGCUCUUGGUGGAAGGAAAACCCAUCCAGGCUCACCGAAUUCUCCUGGCGGCGUCGUGUGACUAUUUCAGGGGCAUGUUUGCAGGUGGUUUGCGGGAGAUGCAGCAGACUGAGAUCCCUGUUCAUGGGGUUUCAUACACGGCCAUGAUGAAGCUGCUGGACUUCAUCUACACCUCGGAGCUGGAGCUGGACUUGGACACGGUGCAGGAGGUGCUGUGUGCCGCCACGCUGCUGCAGGUCCAAGAUGUGAUCGGCUUCUGCUGCGACUUCUUGUUCUCCUGGCUGGACGAUGACAACAUCCUGGAGGUGGAGAAGCUGGCCGACAUCUACGGGCUCCACCAGCUGGGGGAAAAGAUUCGCUCAUAUCUGCUGAAGAACAUCCAGACGUUUUCACGCACGCCGGUGUAUCGGAAACUACCUGCAGAAAAGGUGUUGAGUGUGCUUUGUAGUAACGAGCUGGAAGUGGACUCGGAGAACGAGGUGUACGAAGCCGCACUUCACUACCAUUACACUCCCGAACAGGUGGAGAAAGACCAGGUUUGCUUACAGGAACCGCUGCGGAUGUUGGAGGCGGUGCGGUUCUGUCUGAUGGAGAAGCACGUUUUGCAGCGUUUGCACAGUCGGUUAAAGCAGUGCCCGCUGCGGGACUCGGUGGCUGCCGCUCUGCGUUACCACAGUCAGGAGCUUUGGCAGCCGGUGAUGCAAACCCCGCUCACUCUGCCCCGCUGCAGCUCCCAGUGCAUUGUGGGAUUUGGUGGCAUGUAUGCAUCGAGUGCGCUGGUGGACAAUGAAGAGCGCUUUCAGGUCUUCCACCCAUCCUGGAGCGAGUGGCGGAGCCUGGCGGCAGAGCGCGCUCCGCGCAUGUCCAACAUGGGCAUCGCUGUGCUCAAUAACUUUGUGUAUUUAAUCGGCGGGGACAAAAACACCAGCGGCUUCCGGGCUGAAGCUCGAUGCUGGAGGUACGAUCCUCGCCAAAACAGCUGGUGUACAGUGGAGUCUCUCCGGCAGCAGCACGCGGAUCAUUGCGUCUGUGUGGUCGAUAAAUACAUCUACGCCAUCGGAGGACGAGACUACACCAAUGAGCUGGACUGUGUGGAGAGAUACAACCCACAGACCAACACAUGGGAGUUCAUGGCGCCGCUCAAACGAGAGGUCUAUGCUCAUGCUGGCGCAGUGAUUGAUGGGAAGAUCUACAUAUCGUGCGGCCGGCGGGGAAUGGCGUAUCUGAAGGAGACGUACUGUUAUGAUCCCGGCAGUAAUCAUUGGAGUGUGUGUGCUGAGGGUCCGGUGGAACGAGCCUGGCAUGGCAUGGCAGCCCUCAACGAGCGGGCUUACGUAAUGGGAGGAAGCAACGAUAGCUGCGGAUACAGAAGAGACGUACUGAAGGUGGCGUGUUAUAACCCAACAGCAGAUGUGUGGUCAGUGGUCAGUCCACUGCCAGCAGGACAUGGAGAGCCCGGUACUGCCGUCCUCGAUGGUCGCAUCUACAUUCUGGGUGGACGGUCGCAUGAUAAAGGCAGUCGAAUGAAGUACGUCCACAUUUAUCAUGCGGACGAGGACCGAUGGGAGAGCGGCACGGCUCUGGAGGACCGCGUAUCCGGACUUUCAGCCUGUGUGCUGCUUUUGCCUCGAGCAGCAAUGGCUCAGGCUCACAGUUGGGAGCAAAGAGCCAAAGCAUCAUGGGAAGAGGUGGACUGGGACGACUCGGACAACUCCAGCGAAGACUAAUGGCAUUAGCGCAGCUCAGGUAGGCCAGAAAAAUCACAAAGUGAGGGAAAGACAGGCUUUAUGACCUUGGAGAGUAUUUAAAAUUCCACUGAUCUUGAAUGGGUCACGUUUUGGGGGCGUUUUAGUUUGAUUAUUAUUAUUGAAAAGCGGUAGCCGUGUUUCCAUGCAAAGAUGCGAAUUACAUUUGGAAUAAUGCAUGAAAUAUUUGCGAAUAAAGCAGCGUUUUUAUCAAAUUAGUCAAAAAGGAGGAGGGCCGGAGCAGGGGGUAGCGCUGUAGCCUCACUGCAAGAAGGUCGCAGGUUCGAGCCUCUGAUGGUGGUUGAGUUUGCAGCUGAAUAUUAUUCAAGUCAAGUCAUGUUAAAAUUUAUUUAUAAAGUGCUUUUUAAAACAACAAGUGCUUACCAAAGUGCUGUACACUAGAGAUGCGCGGAUGGCGGUUACAGCUGCGGA